GGUAUUUGGAGGGGUUUGAGGGAAAGUUCAGGAACUUCCCGUGCAGUGUUAGCCUGUUCUUCCUCUAGACAAGUGGAACAUAGUGAUCUAAUCAAGCUGUAUCUUUCCUCAGAAAACUUGGUUAUACAGUGUUUUUUCUUAUCUGGAGUUAAAAUUAAUGAAAAUGCAGAAAAUACCUUAAAUCUGCUCAUGUCAAGAGGAGUCACUCCCAGUAUAACAAUUAAAAACAGCACUUAUGCUCGUGUCUUUCACUUUAAUUUGUCAAAGGAAAGAGAAGAGUCUACUUGGUCAAUUGAAAUUCCCAGAAAGUCAAUUACAGUUAAUGAAGAUAUUAAUCCAGUAGAAGAAUGGUUUGUAACUAUUACACUUCAAGAGGGAUUAGAAACUUACGUGACUGAAGGAACACUACUGGACCUUGUCCGAGAGCCUAUUCUUCAUUGGCAAAUUGGGAUAAGUGUGCACCCUUCUACCAUACGAAAAAUGGUUAAGCAUUUGUUAGGUCUCAAGAUUGCAAGAAAUCCAUGUGCUAAUGAUGUAGCAAUAAUUGGUAUGAUAAUUGAUGAAACGGUUGCCGGAUAUUUCUUUGGUGUGACUUAUUCUGGAUUUUGGGACAAUGAUGAAACUCUUUGGUAUGAUGUCACAAAUAGUAUCUGCAUUCUCCAGGAUGAUUACGAGUGCCAAAAAUCUAUGCUUGUGGACCUUAUCUUAACAAAUUAUCAUUUAGUGGUCCUUUCAACAAUGGGCCUUUUUAUAAGUUCAGAUAUUCGUUACCCAAAUGAUACUUUAAAGUUUGAAAGAAUGGAGUUUUGUGGUUAUAAUACGGACGAUUAUUAUAAAGCAAAACUGUGGUAUAAUGAAAUAUGUCUAGCUAACCAAGAAGAUUUUGAAGAUGAUUACAUUGCUAUCAUCUUUGAAAGAAGUAGGAGCAUGAGUCAGCCGACUAUUUGUUUCUAUAGUACUCCUCCAUUUUCUAAGUGGGAAAGUUGCGUCCCCCGUAAGAGAAAACAAAGGAAAAAAUAUGAUGCUCAUCUGUUGGCAUUUCUUAUUGACUAUGAAAUGGAAAAUGCCAUCUACCUUUUUGAAAAAAAGAAUAAUUCUUUUGCUGCUGCAAGGAAAUUCCUAAACAAGAGUCCGAAGACUGCUCUGAGAUUUCCAACUUUUUUUUUCCCUAGUGAUUUUCAUACUGUUAUUGGAAUGGCUUUCCAUCCUAGGACUCAUUUUUUGUAUGUUUUUGGAAAUCAGAUCUGGAUUUCAUAUGAUGGAGCUAACAGUUUUGAGAUAGUGGGAAAUUUUUUCGAUGAUGUCAUAAUUUCAAGCUACCAUAGUUUCCAUUCUGAAGAGAUUAUCUUUGUUUCUCGGACUUCAAAUUUAUAUUUUUCUAAGGCAGGGCUAAAAUUUUAUUCCAAAUUGGGUCAAAGCAAACUACCCAUUUUUGAGUUAUACUAUGACCAUGUGGGCUCUGAAGCUUUAGUUUCUAUGAACGAGACGACUAAGGAUUGUAUAGACAUUUAUUCUGUGUUUGAUAAUGAAGCAGUUUUAAAGAGUAAUGAAGAUACGGAACUUAAAACUGUAUUAGCUCCGCAGUACCUCACAACAUCUCAAAUGAUCUUUUUUGCAUACGUUCCCCAGAAUGCUUCUAUGGAAACUAGAAAGGAUCAAAUAUUUUAUCCCCACCACGUUGGCAGAAAACUCCAAUUAAACUCUUAUGGAAAUGCUGAUAUAAAGAAGAUUAUGUAUCAUGAGGACCUUGUAGGCUUUCCGAGCUCAGCAAUUGCAACUUUAUCAGAUCCUUUUGCACUUGUAUCGCAUUUGUCAAGUCCUAGUUUACUGAGUUCCAUUACCAUUUACGAUUAUAAAGACUCUUUAUUUUUAAUUGCUCUUCAUCCUGAGAAAUAUAAGCAUUCUUCUCAAUUUAAAAAUUCUGAUACUCACAAGACUGUGGUGAUUCCUGGUUAUAGCAGCUUCCUAAUUCUUGAGAUUUUGAAUGACACGAGUGUUUUAGCUCUUGCUACCAUGCCUGUUAAAGUACAUGUAGGUAUGACGUUUCAAAGCAAAUCUUGGUUCCUGUAUCACUUUGGGACUAUGAAUGAUUCCUCCAUGUGGUCCAUUACUACAUCCUCCUGUAAACAUGUAAUCAUACAUGAUGACGUCAACACAUCAAGCAACAUAGUGAAAUAUCUUGAUCUGGGGUCUGCCUUCAAGUUUAAAAUUAAGGUUCUCUCAGGCGUGCCACGCAAGAUUCGGGUGCAGUCGACACCAUUCCUAAAAAUAUUUGUUGGACAUGUGUUCUUGAUGGAUGUAACAACAUCUGCCUAUUGGGAUGAAACUGACAGUUAUGUAGUUGAAAUGGAAAUUGUAAAUAGAUAUCUCAACAAAGGUACCACUACAAUUUCAUUCAUAAUCUGGCAGGCAACAGCUGAUUGCCAUACGUCAGCAAUUGUCAUGACACUGAAGAGCAGCUGUAGUUAUUCUAAAUUUAUGAGGAUGUUACCCAAAUACAAACUAUCCUCAGAAGACUGGGAAAGUGGACAAUAUAGGGAUGAAAAUGGUUUCAACAUAAUCAAAACCUUGCCGAACAACUACAGGCCUCCAUCAGAAAUAGGAAAAGAUAUCCCAACCACUAAUAACUUUUACAAUGCAGAUCCUAGCAGACCCAAGUUAAGAAAUUACCAUCCCCAAUCAAAAAAAACGGGGAUAUAUAAGCAGUGUUUAAACAAGACCUCUAGAGAGGAUUGUAAUUGUACUACUGAACAGAAGAUGUCUCAAAAUGUAGCUUUCUCAGACUGCACAGAAAAGGUUGUUCGUUUUCCGUAUCCAGUUAACCAGUAUCCUCUCUUUUUGAAUAUCAAAGAUGAAGAUAACUUGAUCCCAAUGGAAGCUCCAUAUCUUGUUACUGUAUCUGAAGUGAAUAAGAGGACAAACUGGCAACUCAAUCAAAAAAUGACAGUUGAAACUGCAAAAAUGAGAGAGUACUUAGAAAAAUCCAUUUCUGAUACUGUGUAUAAUCCAAAGGAUCUCAACCUGAGCAUAACUGGUUCUGAGUUAUACCAUUUCAGAGUGAAAGUUAUUCCUGGAGUCACCUUUUGUGAAUUAUUUACUGAGUUUCAGAUUUAUGUUGAUAAUGCACCACUUCCAUUUCCAGGAAGACUGCUUAUUGCUUCUAUAGUGGCCGUAAUUUUAGGAGGAAUAAUUCUUGCAGUGUUUAUGAAGGAAUUAUUUGACAUCCAGAUAUGGCUGCUGCUUAAAAAUCUGGUAGUAAGAAAGAACAAAGUAGCUGAAUCAAGUUCCUCUUUUGAUGAAGAAGAUUAAAUGGAAUUAUACAUUAUGACACAAAUGAAAAAUAACAUGAAAACCACAGCAAUUUCUCCCCCCCGCCCCCGCUGUUCUUCAGUCUUUUCAAUAAUUUCCUAGAACAAGACUGGUUAAACAUACAAACCAAAUGAUAAUAAUACAGAGUUAGUAUUUCUUUUAGAAUUCAAUUAAUUGUUUCUAAGUAUGCUUUAAUGUUUGCUUUUAUAAAUUUAACUAUCCAACUAUUUUUUGUUAAUAUACAAUUGAAGAUUGUUAUGUAUUUGCUGUUCAUUUUUCUAUCCCCAUUAUUCAAUGACCUUUUUUGCCUCUGAAUAAAAAAAAAAGUGAAUUUCCCUAUACUAAAUACCAUUACUGUCAUUUACAUUUUUUUUGAAUUUCUAGUUGCAUGAUAUGUUUUAGGCUGACCUUGUAAUAAGCAUUUUUCUUGAGAGAAACAUAUUGAUGAGUUUUAUUUCUUAAUACAGUCUGUAACUUUUUUAAAUGUGAGAACUCAGACCAUUCAAAUUUGUUAAUAUAAACAACAAAAUUGAUUUUUACUGUUAUUUUCUUCUUCUUUUUUGUAAACUUGCAGGAGUAAAAUUUAUCUUCAUAUUUUAUAUUUUUA
Phascolarctos cinereus (koala) is the source of this 3916-nucleotide messenger RNA. RefSeq names its product catsper channel auxiliary subunit beta (gene CATSPERB). Gene Ontology annotation, cellular component: cilium; CatSper complex. Lineage: Eukaryota; Metazoa; Chordata; Mammalia; Diprotodontia; Phascolarctidae. The record is from RefSeq and is a predicted model, not a curated record.